AUGGAUCAAAGACCUUUCGCUCAAGGGGCCUUCCCCUUAAGUUUCCGGACAACGUUUCAUCUCAUCGGAGAUCUUCUCCAGCUUCAGCUUCUCUAUGCGGUCUCCUACCUAGCACAGCCAUUCGCAGGCAGCGCCCAUCGCGAGUUUCCACCGUUGAAUAGGGCCAUCAAUAAGAUAGAAGUGAAUAUCAGCAACGUCAUCCUGGGUGUGGUUCCACUGACAGCCUACAGCUCUGCAACAGCGACAGAGCGCGAGUGGCGUUUAUCAUCAGGAAACGGGGCUUUAAACUAUGGAGGACCGGCACUCGUGGUUCCCCCAUGCCCCGAGCCUGUCUAUGCUAGAGACUGGUCAUUAAAGCCUCAGCGAUACCAUGGCAACAUCCAAACUGAGAACGAGACCUCUCUAGCUCGUUCUGGCGCUAUACGCCGAACCGGCUCUUCCAUCUACGAUGCUGUCCAGAACAUCAAGUCAAACACCCGCGAGAGCCUAUCUUCAAUGACCAGCUCAGCAAAAGCCAUCUUCCACCAACCCGGCACUUCUAAGCCUCUUUCGCUUCUGCCACGAAACCUUGACGGGGCAGCCUCCGAUGAGCCUCGUGAAAAGCUCCAGCCAACGCUCCCCGACGAACCGGCGAGGCCUAUGCCAAUCCAGAAACGAUUUCCCAGGAAAUCGGUGUUUGAUAAACCAGUUCAAAUCUCUGCUGCUGCACGUCUGGCCGAACACUUCAGUGAUCCCGGUCCAUCUUCCGGGCUGAAGGUGGAGAAAAUGCCAGAGGCAGUGUCGAAGGGUGUGAUGGAUGAUGUGGAUGACUAUACUGGGACGGUACAGAUGAACCGGAGCCGGAAAUAUCAUUCCAUCGAAAGCUACCCCGGGAAAUUUCCUGUUAGCGAUUCCUUGGAGUACAGCUCCCUUGCCAGUGCCUUUGCCGUGCGAGGAAGGGGAACCACCUCUGUGCGUCCAUUCUCGGAUUACUAG
Messenger RNA from Penicillium salamii, 975 nucleotides. The record is from the annotation of a GenBank genome assembly. NCBI's taxonomy places the organism in Eukaryota, Fungi, Ascomycota, Eurotiomycetes, Eurotiales, Aspergillaceae.